UAGAAAAAGAUACAUUCAGAUUGCGGGAAAUCGGAGGGUCGGUAGUUUAGGAGAUAAAAAGAAAGGCAAACGAUUUCCAGCAUGCCUCGUUACAAAGAUGAUCAGCCGGCCGUUCGCGUCUACACAGUCUGCGAUGAAUCCAGAUAUUUGAUUGUGAGGAACGUUCCCGCGUUGGGAUGUGGCGAUGAUUUGUUGAAACUCUUUGCUAAUUACGGAGACGUUGAAGAAUGUAAACCAAUGGAUGCUGAAGAUUGUGAGCAAUUUACCGAUGUUUAUUGGAUCAAAUUUCAACUCAUCAGCAAUGCCAGGUUUGCAAAGAGAAAAUUGGACGAGUUUGUCUUCUUGGGGAACCAUUUACAGGUCUCAUAUGCUCCUGAGUUUGAGAGCCUUGAUGACACCAAGGAUAAGUUAGAAGGCAGAAGAAAAGAAGUCCUUGCAAGAUUGAAUCCUCAAAGAUCUAAGGGGCAACCAGUUCAUCGCCUGCUCUCUUCCAAUGAAGCUCCAUCACUUUCGGCUUCAUCUCAUAUUAUUCCAAAUCAGAUAAAUUCAAGGUUGUGGAAUUUUGGAGAUUCAGAGUAUGAGUCUCACAGUAAGAACGCUCCUAUAACAAGAGUUUCAUCUGAUCAGGAGUACUUCCCCUCCCAGUCAAUGAAUCAGACAGUUAAAACGGUCAGGGACAAACUCAAUAAGAUUCAAUCAAGCACCGAGCAUUUGCAAGCUGGGCCUACACCGAAAAAACCACGAGCGGACAAUAGAAGAAGAAUCUGAUCAUACUUUUGGCGUGGGUAUGAACAAGUACGAUAUGUUAAUUUCAUGUUUGAUCUUUGGCAUUGAAAUUUUCAUUUUGGUUGAAGUAUUUGUGUUUGACGCUCGUGUUGAAUACGAACAUAUACGGCAUAUUGUAUCAAUCAUAUAGCUGUAUCUUCUUGUUUUUGGGAAUUUGAAAACAUUGCUGAUGUUAAUGAUAACUUGUUUUUCAGUCCAUCAUAUGUUGAUGUGACCCAUGUACC
Messenger RNA from Hibiscus syriacus, 1010 nucleotides. Its product is annotated as RNA-binding protein 48-like. Gene Ontology annotation, cellular component: nucleoplasm. The transcript is spliced from 8 exons. Gene Ontology annotation, molecular function: RNA binding. Bases 82 to 768 code for a protein of 228 amino acids. Lineage: Eukaryota; Viridiplantae; Streptophyta; Magnoliopsida; Malvales; Malvaceae. The record is from RefSeq and is a predicted model, not a curated record.